Molecule: messenger RNA, 1200 nt
Organism: Oikopleura dioica
Lineage: Eukaryota; Metazoa; Chordata; Appendicularia; Copelata; Oikopleuridae
Source: the annotation of a GenBank genome assembly
AUGCACUGGGACCCAAAAGACUGGGCAUAUCGAGCAGAGGGCGGAAAACACCUCGUUGUCUUCAACCAAUCCCUUCGUAAAGUCCUUCGUUUUAUCAAAGCGCCUAUUGGCCUGGAACGGACGCUAGAAGAGGACAAGCGAGAGAUUGAACGAAGACUACGCUUUGAAAAAUUAGUUGUCAGCCCUCUGCUUGCAGAAUUCGGACUUCAGGCGGAUUCUGGAAGCUUGGUAUGUCUCCCCGCAGAUUUCUGUAAUCGCUUAUCAAAAAGAAUUUCCAAUGAUCGCCCACCCGCUCGGAAAGAUAAGGUGAUCCCUCCAGGAGCGAGAUUCGCUGUACUACAAGAUGAUUUCUGUCAAAAUAUUCCUUUUGUUUCCAAUAUCGCCAUAGAGCUCAAGCCCAAGUGUUCUUUUGUUCAACCAAAUCGCCGAUCCUGCCAGUUCUGCCUCAUGCAACUCGAAAAGAUCCGCCGCGGCAAAUAUGAUUCCCGAUCAGCCUACUGCCCCGUCGACCUUUUUUCUUCUGAUCUUAAUCGCAAACGUUUCGCCUUCGCUCAUCUCCUCGAAAACCCUCAAAACAAUCUGCGAUUUUUCUGUGACGGAGAGCUGAUUUACUCGAUGGAAACUUUGGAACACGUUGGCGCAUCUUGCGCAAAACGUUUCCCCCAAUUAAUCGAGAAAUUAUGCGGCUUUCCAGAUGCCCUCGACAAGGUUAUUUUCGAUCUGUGCAAUGUGCUCGGCGCCAGUGAAAACGACGAGCAUUGUUUCUCGUCAACAUUCAAAAAUGAAAAUUUCAAAAAUUCCGAAAGUUCUCUUUCAUGUUAUCAGAACGGCCCAUUACGCGCUCUAGCUGCACUUCAAAGGACAAGCUCACACAGUGCCAAUGAAGUUCUCGAAAGUUUCAAAAGACUAAGCCCAAAGCAAGUGGAAGAUUUGGAAAACCCUUCACACAAUUGGCUAGCCUCGGCAAAGAAGCAAACUGACUUAUCGGAUGUUGACAUUGUUCGACGACAUCUGAUCUCCAAAACUAUCAAAGAUUGUAGUCUUAUGAUCGUAUUUAUUCCCAAGAAAGAUGGUGACAUUCACUUCAAAAUGGAAAUCGUUGAUCUUGAUCUGAAGCCAACGAGCAAACUUUUCGAGCACAAGACCAAGGAAGACGCUUUGUUAAAAAUCCGCGAAAACCCUGCUACCACAAACCUCUGA